This is a messenger RNA of Schistosoma bovis, 3083 nucleotides long. Lineage: Eukaryota; Metazoa; Platyhelminthes; Trematoda; Strigeidida; Schistosomatidae. The record is from the annotation of a GenBank genome assembly.
GACUUAUUUAAUUCCGUUAUUGGCUGACGUGAUUUAAGUCGACGAUUAUAUACGAGAAUAGGCGAUAACAAACAUUCGUACGACCUAAAUGGAGUCAGAUCCACGGGUCACUAAAACUUUAGUACGAAGCUGAUACAGACAGGUUUGAAAAGACAAAUGGUCUAGAUGUAUGUUCUGAAAUACUGGUACAUAAUUUAAGUUUUUCUGUGCGAAACAACCAGUCAAUAAUUAUGAUGGAUCAGUAAAUGUCGGUCAAGCCACAAGGGUAGAGGUUUGUACUAGAUUAUUUUGGCGGAAGCAUUUAUUUACUUCAACAAUUUUAUUUCUAUACAGAGACGUCUUCGAAGAUUUUCUAUCUAUAUUUUGCUUUUCGAGGUCAAUAUUCUUCCAGAACUUAAAGAUGCUACAAAAUAUCUUUUCUCUGCAAAACACGGUCAAAACUUUACAACUUUGGAAUUUAUCUGCUUUCUUUUGAGUUGUGAAGCAGAAUAGCCUACUUUAUCGAAAAUUACGUCAUUACAUUAUCAUUUGUAUUCAAAGUUAUCCGGUGAGAUAUGUGUACUGAAAGUUCGAAAAACAAUUUCUUUUACAGCUUAAAAGCUGCCAUUUUUUAUUGAGUGAACAUUAUGAAAUAAAAUUGUAUCACUUUUCAUCUAAAGAAGAUUUCUUGAAUAUCCUGUGAAUUCGUUCUGCUUAACUUGUGGUGCCCUCACAGAGACCAUAUUCUAAUGGGAGUGCAAACUAUAUAGGGAGCUGAGAUAUACCUGAAGAUAAUUUUAAAUCAAACUAUUUUAUGAAGUUUUCUGUAUUACUGCUGGAAAUAUUAUAUGAUCGAGAACGUUUUAUACCUAGCUAGUAACAGCUGCAGUUAAUGCACACUACCACCGGCCUCAGUACCACAGUUGACCAUGUAUAAUGUGAGCCAUUAAUAAUAAUAAUAAUAAUGUCAACAUUUUCUCCAUAUAACCGUCAUACUAUUAUUUAAAAAUUACUACCAAUGGAUCCCUUCCACUUUGUCAAUGAAUUCCAUCGAUUAAAUCUAACAACAGGACUACCAAAUUAUGGUUAUAUAUAUUAUGCUGAUCUUUACUCUUCGAAUUCAUUCAUUUUGGAGAUUUUAAUCAGCUUACUAUGUAUUGUUGGUAUUACAUCAAAUUGCCUUUUGUUUAUCUUCCACAUAUGUGCUAUACUGUAUGGUAAAAAACAUUUGUAUCAGGUGCCUUAUCCAAUAUAUCUACAGAAAAUGUAUAAAUAUCCAUUGUAUCGCCGAUGUAUGCGUCGAUUGUUUAUAAUAUUUUGUAAAUGGCCAUUAUCAUAUAUUGUUUCACUUAUUACCUUUUGUUUACAAUGUAUAUUUUGUAAUAAAUGCAAAGGUAAGGUUAACAAGCUAACGACAACAAAGCAUAAUAACGCUACAAUUACAUCAACAACAAAUACUGACGUUAAUACUAUAACUACCUCUCAGAGUACACUUAUUCCACUGUCGACAGAUAAUCACAAUGGUAAUAUAUACAAUAAUAAUAACGUAAUGAUUGAUAUGAAGUUUGAAGUGCAUUGGCCCGGUGUUUCGAUUCUCAAACCUUUAUCUGGUAGAGAUCCUAAUUUAGAAACUAAUUUGUUAUCAUUUUUCCAAAUGGAUUAUCCUGUAUUUGAAUUGCUGUUUUGUAUAGCUGAUAAAGAAGAUCCAGCUUAUGAGCUUGCUGAACGUUUAAUUAAACAAUAUCCUCAUGUUGAUGCACACAUUAUCAUAGCCAAAGAUUUAUUUGGUAUUAACCCGAAGAUUAAUAAUUUACAAGCUGGUUAUGAAGCUUCUAAGUAUUCGUUGCUAUUAAUAUCAGAUUCAGGUUUAUGGAUGCGUUCAGAUGCAUUAAUGGAUAUGGUAUCAACAUUAGAAGUGGAUCCAAAAGUUGGUCUUAUCCAUCAAGUGCCUUAUAUGAAGCCAUAUAAUGGAAUUUUAUCAUCUAUACGAGACCUAAACAUUGCAUCUUUUCAAGGACGCUCCAAACAUAUUAAUUGUAAUCAAGUUCAUAAGACAACAUUGAGAGCAAGAACAUCAAUAGAUUUAGAUUAUAUUCCAACCAUUUGUGAACAGCCAUCAUUUACCUGGGUUGUACAGUUAGUUUUUUUUUCAUGUUGGCAUGCAAAAGUCUAUUUAACUGCAUCAUUUCUUAAUGUGAAUUGUGUAACUGGCAUGUCAUGUCUAUUACGUAAGUCAACAUUAAGUGAUUCCGGUGGUUUUAAACAAUUUGGCUGUUAUCUAGCAGAAGAUUAUUUCAUAACAAAGUAUAUAUCUAAUCGAGGUUGGAAAAUAACUUUAUCUCAUCAACCAGCUUGGCAAAAUUCACCAUCACCUUGUCUAUAUCAAUUUUAUUUACGAAUAUUACGUUGGUCACAGUUAAGACUAAGUAUGGCGAUUUUGAGUUUUAUAUUUGAACCAUUCACAAGAUGCCUACCAAAUGCUUUAUUGGGAGCUUUCACAUUUGCUUAUAUUUUUCCAAAUUUUAUUGAUCCAGGUGUAUAUUUUAUGUGUUAUACCCUUAUAUGGUUUUUGUUAGAUUAUAUAUUAUUACGUCAAAUUUAUCCACCGGCAACUCCAAUAUGUAUCACAAAAUUAGAAUAUCUUGUAGCUUGGUUAUUUUCUGAAUUGUUAGCUUUUCCACUGCAUUUAACAGCGGCUUGUUUUCGUGAAGUACGUUGGCGUGAUAAACGAUUUCGUAUACGAUGGGGUGGGAUUUCUGAACGAAUUGAUCAACACAAUGUCAUAUAAUUUUAUAAGUUUUGUUGAUAUAUGAAUUGAAAAAGAGUUAUAACAUUUAAUUGUAGAUUAUUUAUUGGUGUAUUAUAUAUUUCUGUUAUUUUGAUCACUAAAUCUGGUCUUUCCACUUCAAAAUGACAAUAUUAUUUUUUAGGAAUUAAAAAAUUAAUCUUCAGUAUAUAUAUAACCAUUAUUACUGUUGUUCUCUGUUUUCGUUUGUCUCUAUUGUUAUUUUUCACUGUGGUUAUUAAUAUCAUUCUUACUAUUAUUAUUGAUAUGAGACCUAAAAGAAAGAUUGUAAAUAUAAAAAUAUAUACAUAUAUUAUUA